This is a messenger RNA of Zootoca vivipara (common lizard), 6063 nucleotides long. The record is from RefSeq and is a predicted model, not a curated record. Lineage: Eukaryota; Metazoa; Chordata; Lepidosauria; Squamata; Lacertidae.
UGCUUCUUUCUAUCGUUUUUCAUGUGUGUCUCUAGACUUGCGCUCUCCUUUUUCGGCCACUCCAUUGCAGUCAUCUAGCUAGAUCAGACCACUUGACCCCUUGGCUAACGCUGUGGAAGAAUGCCCACGCAGGAGAUAGGAGCAACAGCUCUCUCUCUCUCCUCACUUGUGGUUCACAGCAACUAGCAUUAAGAGGCAAAUUGCAUCUUACUGUGGGGAUAGAACAUUUCCAUUAUGGCUCCAUGAAUUUAUCUAAUCCUCUUUUAAAGCCAUCAGAUUUGUUGGUCAGCAAUCCGAUUUGGUGGUCAGCACUAUGUCUUGCAGGAAUGAAUUCCAUAGUUUAGUUGUGCACUGUGUGAAAAAGCACUUUUUUGCCUUUCUUUCCAACAUUCAGCUUCACAGGGUGGCACUGAGUUAUGAGAAGAGAAAAACUUCCUAAAUCCCUCUGCAGCUAUCACCACAUCAAGCAUAGAUGGCAUAUAUAUAAAAUGAUUGAAAUACUCAAGAUGUCUUCCAUCUCUACUUCCUGUUCUCCUUCCCAACUAACUGUGGCAUCACAAGUUCCUUUUGAAGAUCUCUGUUUGACAUUAGAACGAAUACAAAAAUGCAAAUCCCGACCUGAGAAAACCAAGAAUUUCAAGGAGUUUUUAGAUUCCUGGAGGAAAUAUCAUGCUGCUCUUCAUAAAAACGAGAAAGAUGUAACAGAUUCUUUUUAUCCAGCAAUGAGGCUUAUUCUUCCACAGUUGGAAAGAGAGAGGAUGGCUUAUGGAAUUAAAGAAACCAUGCUUGCUAAGCUGUAUAUUGAACUGUUAAAUUUACCCAAAGAUGGAAAAGAUGCUUUAAAACUCUUAAAUUAUCGAACACCUACUGGCUCACGGGGAGAUGCUGGAGAUUUUGCUAUGAUUGCCUAUUUUGUGUUGAAACAAAGAUGUCCCAGGAAAGGUCAACUGACCAUAAAACAAGUGAACGAUAUUUUAGAUUCCAUUUCUAAUAAUAAUGCUGCCAAAAGAAGGGAUCUGGUCAAGAAGAGCCUUCUUCAGUUAAUAACUCAGAGUUCAGCACUUGAACAGAAAUGGUUGAUAAGGAUGAUCAUAAAAGAUUUGAAACUUGGUGUCAGCCAGCAAACCUUACUUUCCAUCUUUCAUCCUGAUGCUGCAGAGUUGCACAAUGUUACAACUGAUUUGGAGAAAGUCUGUAGACAGUUACACAAUCCUUCUGUAUUUCUUAGUGAUGUUUCUAUUACAUUAUUUUCUGCCUUUAAACCGAUGCUUGCUGCUAUUGCUAAUGUACAACAAAUUGAAAAACAAAUGAACCACCAGAGUUUCUACAUAGAAACCAAAUUAGAUGGUGAACGAAUGCAGAUGCACAAAGAUGGAGAUGUUUACAAGUAUUUUUCCCGGAAUGGGUAUGAUUAUACUCAGCAGUUUGGAGCUUCUCCCUUGGAAGGUUCAUUGACUCCAUUUAUUCAUAAUAUCUUUAACAAUAAUAUUCAGAACUGCAUUCUGGAUGGUGAAAUGAUGGCCUACAAUCCCACCACACAGACCUUUGUACAGAAGGGUAGCAAAUUUGACAUCAAAAAGAUGUCAGAUGAUUCAGAAUUACAGACAUGCUUCUGUGUGUUUGAUGUUCUAAUGAUUAAUAACCAAAAAUUGGGUCAUGAGAUGUUGAGCAAAAGAUAUGAGAUACUGAAUAAGAUAUUUACACCAAUAGAAGGUCGUUUGCAGUUUGUUCCUAGAAAUCAAGCUAACACUCAGAAAGAAGUAAUAGAUUCUCUAAAUGAAGCAAUAGAUCACAGAGAAGAAGGAAUUGUGGUAAAAGAUCCCAUGUCAAUUUACAAGCCGGACAAACGUGGGGAAGGGUGGUUCAAGAUCAAACCAGAGUAUGUUAGUGGGCUAAUGGAUGAACUAGACCUUUUAAUUGUUGGGGGCUACUGGGGAAAAGGUCUUCGUGGUGGCAUGAUGUCACAUUUUUUAUGUGCAGUUGCUGAGACUCCUCCGCCUGGCGAAAGGCCAUCAGUGUUCCACUCCAUUUGUCGUGUUGGUUCUGGUUACACUAUGGAAGAACUUCGUGAUCUUGGCUUGAAAUUAGCCAAAUAUUGGAAACCUUAUCGUAAAAGAGAUCCUCCUUUUAAUAUAUUGUGUGGAACUGAGAAGCCUGAAGUCUAUAUUGAGCCUUGUAAUUCAGUCAUCGUCCAGAUUAAAGCAGCUGAGAUUGUGAGCAGUGAUAUGUACAAAACUGAUUAUACAUUACGUUUCCCUCGUAUUGAGAGGAUAAGAGAAGAUAAAGAAUGGCAUGAUUGUAUGACUCUUGACAUUCUAGAGCAACUCCGAGGUAAAGCUUGUGGAAAGCUAGCGACUAAGCACUUUGAUAUAGAUAAUGAUGAGCCACAAGGAAAGAAACGUAAAACUGUGUCAAAGAUUAGGAAAAAAAUUGGUUUAAUGGAUCAUUUUAAAGCUCCUGAUCUUUCAAAUGUAAACCAGAUUUCCAGUAUAUUUGAAGAUGUUGAGUUUUGUGUUAUGACAGGGACACAAAAAUAUUCAAAAUAUCAGCUAGAAAGUAAAAUAGUGGAAUAUGGUGGCAGCAUAGUCCAGAAUCCUGGUCUGGACACCUAUUGUGUGAUUGCAGGAACUGAGAAUGUCAGAGUGAAAAAUAUUAUUUCUUCUGACAAGUAUGAUGUUGUGAGAGCGGAGUGGCUUUUACAGUGCUUUCAGUACAAAACAUUUGUACCCUGGCAGUUUGAUUUCAUGAUUCACAUGUCUCCAGAAACAAAACAACAUUUUGCCCGUGAAUAUGACUGCUAUGGUGAUAGUUACACAGGUGAUACUGAUAUUGCCAAACUAAAAGAGGUGUUCUCAAGAAUCAAUAACUUUCAGGAAGAGAUCUCUCGGGAUGCGAUUGCUGACAUAGAAGCACGUUAUUCAUGGGAAAGCUCUCCACUAAGUAUGUUCAGGCAGCACACGAUUUACCUGGCUCUUUCUGAUGAAUUGAAUAAUUCAGGGGUUAGGAUUAAACAAACAAAACUAUUAACACUGAUACUUCGAUUUCAUGGAGCAAAAGUGGUUCAACAGCUUGAAGAGGGUGUGUCCCAUGUAAUCAGUGGAGAUCAUGCUCAUUUGAAGGAGAUAAAGACAGUGAGAAGAACGUUCAAAAGGAAGUUUAAAAUUUUGUCUGAGCAGUGGGUAAAGGAUUCUAUAAAGACUGGCAAGUUACAAAAUGAAACGGUUUACUUAAUUUAAAUCAUUUCAUUUACUAGGAAAUUAUUUACUUUGGUUAACUUCAUUUAUCUAUUUAAAGAAUUCUGCCAGGCUGUUUUUAAUACUACACUUCAUUUUGAAGUUUGUAGAUAGAGUUUCACAAGUAUGAACAUGAAAGAAAAGCUUUCAGGUAUAGUGCUGAGAGUUAGGUUAUUUUUAAAACAACCCCUCCAUUUUAUUGAGCUGCUGCUAGCACAUUUAUAUAGCUGCUUUGGUCAAAUAUUUGUUAAACAUAACCCAACUUGCAAAUGAGUUAAACUGGAGAAAGUGGACCUAAAGUAAUUUAGUCUACUUAAACCCAAUAGCCCAAGCAAGUGUAACCACUGUGGAUCUAGUCCAGGCUUCCUCAACCUCGGCCUUUGGGAUGUUUUUGGCCUACAACUCCCAUGAUCCCUAGCUAGCAAAACCAGUGGUCAGGGAUGAUGGGAAUAGUAGUCUCAAAACAUACGGAGGGCCGAGGUGCUGGGCUCUGUAGAGCUCUGCCGGCACAGCUACUAGUGAGGAUCCAGGCGUCUCCACUGUGGCAGCCUGUGGAUAAAUGAGGGUGGAUAAGUGAUCUUCCACUCCUGUCCUUUUACCAGAUGUUUUUAUAAAUACCUAUUUUCCUCCCACUGGGAAAAACUUUAGGGGAAACUGGGGUAGAGAUUCACAGCAGCUUGGGCCCUUACCAAUGUUAGAGCUUCAAAAGCUGUUAGAUGUUUCCAUAACUGUUGUGUGGUGGAUCUGACAUUUUAUUUCUCCAUCAUCGAUAGACAGGGAGCUCGGAUGUUUCCUUGGACUCUUGGGAUAUAUUCCUGGGGGUCACAGGAUUGCAGUUUAUAGAUUAUAAUUUGAAUUUUAAAGUCUAAAAAAAUUAAAUCCUUUGAAAGAAAGUUCUGUAAAUAACUAUACAAAUAAAAUACUUUUUUUAAAAAACAACUGCCUUUGAUUUUGAAAUCAGAAAGACUUGAUGAGAGUACUUUCUGAUGUAUUUCAAGUAUACUAGGAAAACUUUUUGAUAUCUUUUGGAUGCUGAUAAUACUAAUGUUGAAGAGUCUAUGUUAUCCAAACAUUUUUAAAUUUUCUACUAGGUGACAUAAUCACUCAUUAAGUUUUGAAGCCAAAGGGGAAGACACUAAUACAGUAUUGCUGUCUUCUUUAAUUCCAAAUCAAGUGUGGAAAAAGGUUUGAUAUUUUAGGCCACAUACCAACUAGUAAACCACCUUAAACAGCAAUAAAAACCUUACAGAGAGAAAUAAACAAUCCUCCCAAAGACCUUCACCCACAUACAGUACCCGAUCCAGCCAUAGGGAGCCCGAGUGUUUGGUCCAUCAUCCUACUCGACUACGUUGCCCUGCACCAUUUGGACCUGCCCCAACCAGGCAGGGCUGGGUGUCUCCAUGGCUGUUACCUGUGGCAAUUAGGGCUCCUAAUCUGGGCAAUUCAGGCCUAGCUGGGCCACCUUCAAGGGCAGGAGUGCUCCUAUGGGGACUCGCACGAGGGGUUGUGUGAGGGACAGAAGCUACAGGCAGGUCCCUCCCAUCUUAAGUACCAGCUCAUCGCCCAGCGCUAGUGCGAGUGGGGAGGGAGAGACCUCCAGCGGCGAUUCAGGAAGUGGUGACCGAGGCUCAAGCAAGGUAGCGGAGCCCAUGCCCAGUGUGGGAAGGGAAGUGGGAGGCAAGGGAAGAAGGCCGAUCCCGCCGACCCCGGAAUUGCGCAGGAAGCGACAGGGGCGGAGAUUCAAUAUUCCUAGGCUACUUUGCUGGAAGAAAACGCGGGAAUCUCCAUUCGGAGGUUCUGACCCCUAACUGACAACAUGUACAUAGCACUGUUAUGCACUGUAAAUAAUCAGCACUAAAUAAAAGCAUGAAAAGACAACGCUUGGAGGAGUCGUUACUCUAGAGUAGCCACUAUCGAGCCUGUGACAGGUUGGUUGUGCAAGGAUUGGAGCAGGGUGACGUAGUUGGAGAGGAUGACGGACCAAAUGCUGCUGAGGCCCCCUACGGCUAGAUCUGGUGUAUGUGGGUGAAGGUCUGGUGGGGGAAUUGUUUCUUUGGAAUUGUUUCUUUGGAGUUAUUUCUCAGUACAUUCAUACCUUGGAAGUCGAAGGGAAUCCGUUCUGGAUGUCUGUUCGACUUCCAAAAUGUUCGAAAACCAAAGUGUGGCUUCGGAUUCGUUGCAGGAAGCUCCUGCAACCAAUCGGAAGCCACAGAAGCCCCAUCAGAUGUUCGGCUUCCAAAAAUGGUUCGCAAACCGUAACACUCGGAAGCGGUUUUCGGGAUCCAAAAUGUUCGAGAACUAAGCUGUUUGAAAACCAAGGUACAACUCUAUAAGAGAGUUUUUAUUGUUGUUUAAGAAGGUGGUGUCACUCUAUAUAUCAAAGGGCAUUAAACCCACAGGCUAGAAAUCCCAAAAGGAGCAGAAACACAGUGGUGUGAUACCUAGCAAGAGUAAUUUAGUACUAUGAACUAGUACUAUCAUCCCUCCAACCAAAUUGCCCAGGAAAGAGCAAGUGUUGUACUAACUAGGUAGAUGACUAUUCCAAUCAUGGCAAAGAGGUAAAAUGCCUUAAAAAUGACACUGCCCCAGAACAAUUUGUUAUGAAACCAAAUAGUGGGGCAGUGUCCAUAGAUUUAAGAUUAAUCUGUGUCUUCCAGUAUGACCUGGUGUGAGAUGCAAGUAUUGUUGAACUAAAUGGGAACACCGACCUUGUAGCUAUUAAAACCCAAUGUGGAAAACUGUCAAGUAAUAACAACAGUCACAUAUGACUACAAUCAUGUAUAUGUAUGCUGUGUUUAAAGAUGUGUUUGUCAGCGCAUAUGUGUGUCAU